AUGAUUAAACCUGAUAGACCACCAUUUUGUCCUCAUUCUGGAAAUAUUAGGUUAGCAUCUGGUACAAUUUAUAUCGGUGAACGUCCUUCGAAUGAAAAAACUUACAAAUCAAAAGUUGUUAUGUAUCCAUCAAAAAAAAAAGAAAAUAUCAUGACGAAGGCUAGUCAAUACAUAUUUUUACGUUGUCCUGGAAUAUCUUUAUUUGAAUGGUACCGUUUGUUUUAUUUAACUUCUGCACCGGAAGAAGAUUAUAUAUCUAAACAUCUAGGUUUAGGAGAAUAUGAUUGGAAACAGUUUCUGAUUAUUGCAGCUGCAGGAUGUAAAUCUGUCAAAAGUGACGAUACAGUUACUACAAUUAUAACCUUAGCAACAGCUUUACUCAUAUCAUCAUUUUGCUAUGCAAGUACUAAUAAUAGUAGUGAUAACAGCAAUUCCAGCAAUAAUACAGCAAAAUUGAAAUCCAUCGAAUGUCAAUCCAAUGUUAAUAAUGCUAUACGAGAUUCGUCAUCAUUGUCACCAACAAAAUUAUUAAAAUCAAAACGUAAAAAACGAUCAAAUAAACCAAAAAGAACUCCACGUCCACCAAAUGCCUUUAUACUUUAUCGCAGAGAAAAGCAAUCCGAAGUGACUGCGAAAAAUGACAAAUUAACUAAUGCCGAUGUCUCAAAAGUUAUUUCAAAAAUGUGGUGGAAAGAAUCCGAACAAGAAAGGUUUAGAUGGGAAAAAACUGCCGAUCGUAUGAAAUUACUUCAUAUGCAAGAAUAUCCAGAUUAUGUUUAUAAGCCAAAAAAAUCUAUUAACAAAAAACGUAAAAAAAUCAUUCACCAAAAAAAUCAACAACAACGGUUUUGA
This is a messenger RNA of Entrophospora sp. SA101, 852 nucleotides long. NCBI's taxonomy places the organism in Eukaryota, Fungi, Glomeromycota, Glomeromycetes, Entrophosporales, Entrophosporaceae. The record is from the annotation of a GenBank genome assembly.